Ochotona princeps (American pika) is the source of this 327-nucleotide messenger RNA. RefSeq names its product ceramide glucosyltransferase-like. Gene Ontology annotation, cellular component: membrane. Bases 5 to 319 code for a protein of 104 amino acids. Gene Ontology annotation, biological process: glucosylceramide biosynthetic process. The record is from RefSeq and is a predicted model, not a curated record. Gene Ontology annotation, molecular function: ceramide glucosyltransferase activity. The transcript has a single exon. Lineage: Eukaryota; Metazoa; Chordata; Mammalia; Lagomorpha; Ochotonidae.
GGGGAUGGCGCUGCUGGCCCUGGCCCUGGAGGGACUGGCCGACUUCGGAUUCGUCCUCUUCUUGGUGCUGUGGCUGAUACAUUUCAUGGCCAUCAUCUACACCAGAUUACACAUCAACAAGAAGGCAACUGACAAGCAGCCCUGUAGCAAGCUCCCAGGUGUGUCUCUUCUGAAACCCCUGAAAGGAGUAGAUCCCAACCUGAUCAACAACUUGGAAACCUUCUUUGGAUUGGAUUAUCCCAAAUAUGAAGUGCUCCUUUGUGUACAAGACCAUGAUGACUCAUCCAUUGAUGUCUGCAAGAAGCUUUUUGGGAAAUAGCCAAAUGU